AUGUCCAAUCCAAUUCUACUAGGGGCCUACCCUAAUCACAGCCAAGAGCUUCAUCCUCCUCCAUCUGCACCACCAUCCUCUCAUUCCGACGCACCCUUCAUGAACUCAGAGAAGUGCCAGAAGCCCUACCCACUGAGCUUCCGCGAACGCCUUCGCCAUUUCACAUGGGCAUGGUACACCCUCACCAUGAGCGCCGGAGGUCUAGCCCUCCUCAUCGCGAACCAGCCGAACAAAUUCAAAGGCUACCGCGAGAUCGGCCUAGCCAUUUACCUCUUCAACCUUGUCCUCUUCUCCCUCGUCUGCUCUCUCAUGGCAGCACGCUUCAUACUCCACGGCGGAGCCCUCAACUCCCUCCGCCACGAACGUGAAGGCCUCUUCUUCCCAACCUUCUGGCUCUCCAUCGCAACAAUGAUCACCGGUCUGGAGAAGUACUUCGGCGACAACCCUGCCCCGUCCUUUACAACAACCCUCGAAGUCCUCUUCUGGAUAUACUGCUUCUGCACCUUCACUGUCGCCGUCGUACAAUACUCCUUCCUCUUCGCCUCGCGCACCUACCGCCUCCAAGCAAUGAUGCCCUCCUGGAUCCUGCCCGCCUUCCCAAUCAUGCUCAGCGGUACAAUCGCAUCCGUGAUCUCCUCCCGCCAGCCCGAGCGCGCAGCAAUCCCAAUCGUCACCGCCGGAAUGACCUUCCAAGGUCUAGGUUUCUGCAUCUCGUUCAUGAUGUACUCACACUACAUCGGACGGCUGAUGGAGAGUGGACUUCCGUGUCGGGAACACCGACCAGCGAUGUUCAUCUGCGUCGGACCUCCGGCCUUCACGGCGCUUGCUCUGGUUGGUAUGGCGCAGGGACUCCCCGAGACAUUCAACGUGAUGGGGAGUGCGGAUACUGCUGCUGAUGGACGGAUGCUGGAGAUACUGGCGUUGGCCGCGGGCGCGUUCCUGUGGGCGCUGAGCUUUUGGUUCUUCUGUGUUGCUGCUAUUGCGGUUAUUCGGUCGCCGCCGACGAACUUCCAUCUCAGCUGGUGGGCAAUGGUUUUCCCUAAUACGGGGUUCACAAUUGCUACUAUUACGCUUGGAAAUGCCUUUGACAGUGCGGCGAUUAGAGGUGUUGGCUCUGCGAUGACUAUCUGCAUUGUCUGCAUGUUCAUCUUUGUCUUUGUGAAUCAUGGUCUUGCGGUCUAUCGUCAGGAUAUUAUGUAUCCUGGCUCGUCUUGGCUUCAUCCCGAAGGAUUACUGGACCCCAGCACCGCGAUGAGGUGCGAGCCGUCGCUGGGGAAAUGGCAGGAUAAAUGGACGUUGCAGAACAAACAUGAUGAUGAAGUCCCUCUCUUCACUUCCCAGUCGGCACUAGGUUUCCCUAGGACCGGUGAGCAGAAGGCGGGGGAUAAAUGGCAAACAAGAAACCCGAAAGAUAAGACGUUGUGUUCCAACAUAGUGACGACGUCCCUCUCUUCACUUCCCAGUCGGCACCAGGUUUGCCCCGGGACCGGUGAGCAGAAGGCGGGGGAUAAAUGGCAAACAAGAAACCCGAAAGAUGAAAUGUAA
Penicillium hordei is the source of this 1545-nucleotide messenger RNA. Its product is annotated as tellurite-resistance/dicarboxylate transporter family protein. Bases 1 to 1545 code for a protein of 514 amino acids. Gene Ontology annotation, biological process: malate transmembrane transport. The record is from RefSeq and is a predicted model, not a curated record. Gene Ontology annotation, cellular component: membrane. The transcript is spliced from 4 exons. Gene Ontology annotation, molecular function: malate transmembrane transporter activity. Lineage: Eukaryota; Fungi; Ascomycota; Eurotiomycetes; Eurotiales; Aspergillaceae.